Molecule: messenger RNA, 3398 nt
Organism: Artibeus jamaicensis (Jamaican fruit-eating bat)
Lineage: Eukaryota; Metazoa; Chordata; Mammalia; Chiroptera; Phyllostomidae
Gene: TIRAP
Product: TIR domain containing adaptor protein
Exons: 8
Coding region: 1316-2056 (246 amino acids)
Biological process (GO): signal transduction
Source: RefSeq, a predicted model, not a curated record
GGUGAAUCCUCUAUCCUCCCCCAGGGCCUUGUUCAGGAGGCUAGGAGAGUCUGUACUCAAGACUGCUUGUGUCACUGUUAAACUGCGAGGGACAGGGACUCAGUCUCCCCUCCGAGCCGCCACGGAACCCUCUCUACUCCUUCUGGAGCCGGAAGAUGGGUCCCUGGCCUCAGGGAAUCUUCAGUCUAGGGUGAGGGCUAAGCCGCAGGAGCACAAGCUCCCAGUAACACCAGGUGCUGCAGGAAUUUGGAGAAAGAGGAGGGAAGGGAGGGUUAAGCAGAGUUUUCCUGCAUAAGAUACAAAGAUAACUUUCCAGUAGCGGGGUUGUUGAAGGCAGAUCUAGGAAAAGAGAGGGCCCUGUGGGCGCAGGGGACUAGGGGGCCGAGGCUGCGGGGGUUCCUGUGAGCGCAAGGGCUCAUCUGCAACUCUCUGCCCAAGUGGUAACUCCGUCGGUGCCCACGAGCCCACUAGUGGCCACGGCGCCUCACCGCAAGCGCAGAGGCCGGGCCAGGGACUGAACCCGCCUGCACCUCCUAGCGCCACUGGGCGGGUGCAGGAGGAGGCGGGACGCAGGCUGGGCGCUUCCGGGGAGGGGGCCGCUCCCUGGCCCGCGCUGGACUUCCCCUCGGCCAGGGCACCCAGCCCCGGCCCGAGCCCGCAAACACCACCACAAGCCAGUGCUGCGCAGGGAGCCCAUGUACGCGCUUCUGCUGAGUUUGUUCCCUGAGUGAACUUGCUGGGUGUGUCCGUGGUCAGCUUUCAAAACCGGUCCUACCGAUUCACGUUUCUGCCUGCCAUGUAUUCGGCAAAGUGAGGAAGCCAUUCUCCACCAGCCCUUCACCUCCGGCCCUGUCUCAGACCAGGGCAGGCUCUGCUCCUCCAGGCGUCCUCCCAGAAACCUGGGCCGAAAAAGCCUCUACCUUCAGGGACGUCCUGGUCGCUGUGGUGGGAAGAGAACUCGGCAGCUCCCGCAUCCAAGAGAGAGAGGAAGGGAGGGAGAAAGCGAGAGAAGCAUCAAUGUGCGACAGAAACAUCGUUCUGUCACUUCUUGUAUGUGGCCCAACAAGGGACCAAAGGCGCGACCCACUCCUGCAUUCUGACCAGGAAGCUUUAACAGGAAGCCCCCGUAAAGAGCUGGCCGCCCUUCCCCGGACCCCGAAUGCACGCCAGGCCCAGAGGAGCGGAGAGCAGGCGCCCUCCUGGUCAUGCUGAGCACACACGCUGAUGGCUGUUCCGUGGGUUCAAGGCUGGGUCCCCUCCCUUCUCCCUUGUCACCAAUGCCUGGUCUCCAGGGGUUAGUUUUCAGCCUAACACUAUGGCAUCACCCACCUCCUUCCCAGCUUCUGGCUCCAGGUCCAAGAAGCCUUUGGGCAGGAUGGCUGGCUGGCUCAGGCAGGCCCUGUCCAAGAAGUCCAAGAAGAUGCCCGUGUCCCAGGAAGGCCCCGGCAGUGACGCUCUGCCAGGAUGCUCACAGGACAAUGCUCCGCCAACGAGCUCACAGGAUGACCGCCCACCACAGUGCCCCCAGGACCACCCCCCAUCCUCGGGCCUCAGUUCAGCUGCAUUGGCCGAGUCUCCUGCCCUGCCACCUGCACAGGAGGGUGCCACCAGCAGCAGCAGCAGUAGUGGCCGCUGGAGCAGGGACUACGACGUGUGCGUGUGCCACAGUGAGGAGGACCUUGCAGCCGCGCAGGAGUUGGUGGCUUACCUGGAGGACUGCUCCGCCAGCCUGCGCUGCUUCCUGCAGCUGCGCGAUGCGGCCCCCGGCAGCGCCAUUGUGUCUGAGCUGUGCCGGGCACUGGACAGCAGCCACUGCCAGGUGCUGCUCAUUACUCCUGGCUUCCAGCGUGACCCGUGGUGCAGGUACCAGAUGCUGCAGGCCCUGAGCCAGGCCCCGGGGGCCGAGGGCCGCACCAUCCCCCUGCUCGCAGGCCUGGCCAGAGACGCCUACCCACCUGAGCUGCGUUUCAUGUACUUCGUGGACGGCCGGGGCCCAGAGCGAGGCUUCCGCCAAGUCAAGGAGGCCAUCCUGCGCUAUCUGCAGACGCUCAGGUGACACUUCUUUUGUCAUGGUUGGACCCAGGAGGCUGGCGCAAAGCUGGAAAUCAAGUUAGAGAGCCCAGGGCCUUGGAUCCAGCAGGUGUGACAGGGCCUGAUGAGCUGGAGCUGGUAGCACUUCCUAUGUGAUCUGGGAUCAGAUUGCCUAGCAGGCUUCCAUUAUUGCUGGGGACUCCCCAGGAAGGCCCUGCGGAAGCUGGGGAUUCCCCCAGAAAGGUCAUGAAGAAGCUGGGGACUCCCCAGGAAGGCCCUGGGGCAGCCAGAAACUAGCGGUGUAGGAGGGGUUGAUACCCUGAUGACCACCAAUGUUUUGCCUCUUCCUUAUUGGACGUGAGUCUGGCGCAUCCCUAGGUCUUCUUCCCCUGGAACCGGGCACAGGUGUAGGGAUGCAUUCCUCCUGAACAGGUGCCUCACCUGAUGCAUCAUCAGCCCGAAGCCUAGAGUGCGUGUCUCAGCAUGGAUGGUUUUUCCGGUUGCCUGGGAAGCCCUGGAACAGAGGCCAGGAGAAAGCCAAAGGUAUCAGGUCUUUCACACUCACACCGCUGCCAUUCUCUUCCCCUUCAUUCACUUCAGAAAGCUACAUGAAAAUAACACUCAGCAUUGUACCGUAUUUAUUUUUACUGCAUGCAUGUCGUUCAAGACUCAGACCUAGAAACCUUCCUGAAUAGACAGUAGACUGGGAGUAGGUGGGGUGAGGAGAAAGAAAGCUCUGACCUUUUACCUUGGGUCAAAAGCCCACCCACCAAUGCUUUGACAUGUGGGGGCCUCGUGGGGGUCCUCUUCGCCGAGAGAACCAGCAUUUUUCUUCUGGCAGGUGACUGUGUGCCUUGAUGACAGGCAAGGUUUCGUUCAUCUGUCCUCGGGGAAAGUUGGUGGUUGAGGCAAAACGAAGUUUUUGUUCCACCACUGUGUGCCUUUGUGCUUCUCUCACUGCCCCCUCCUUAUACUGAAAAAUAUUUAUACAUAUAUAUAUUUUUUUGUAAUUGAAAUGCAGUUGACAUGUGACAUGAUACUAGUUUCAGGUAUAGGAGUCAAUAUUUGUAUAUAUUGUGGAAAAAAUUAUAUUUUUAGCUAUGAAUUAUUUUAUUAUAUACAAAAGGACUAAAGCGUACUAUAAUGUACACUCGUGUGCCUUCCACCCGGCCUAGGAAGCAAAACGUAACAAUCCUUCGUAUGUUCCCUUUGUGCCCUUAAUUAUCUCCCUCCCGUCUCUCACCGGAAGUAACCACUAUUCUGCAUUUCUCCCCUUUGUCUAGAAAUGUAUUACAUACAUAUGCAUCCCUUACAACAUGCUCCUUUUGUAUGGUUUGAAUGUUUACAUAAAUAGCAUUAUGAUGUGC